AUGCCGCGCAUACCCGUACACGAGCUGGGUCGGUACCUGCUCUCGGGACACGUCUCGAGACGAGGCUGCCUCGAAUCAUGUAGGCUGGCGGCUCGACGUCCGGUGACUGUUCUACAAACACCAUCAUCUCUUGGCCUUCUCCGGUCCCUCCACACAGCUCAAGAGCCCGCCACCCCGACCUCCCUGCGAGCCCCGCUACGCAAGCAACUACGCGACGAAGCCAAACAAGCCAAGAAACAGGGCAAGGGGAAAAAGUCCAAGAAGGACUUGCAGACCGUGGACGGAUGGGAGCUGACGGUGGGCGUGGAGAUACACGCGCAGCUCAACACAACGCACAAGCUCUUCUCCCCGGCCGAGACGUCUUUCAACGACGACCCCAACAGCCACGUCGCCCUGUUCGAUGUGUCCAUGCCGGGAAGCCAGCCGCUGUUCCAACACGAGGCCGUAAUUCCUGCGGUGCGCGCCGCCCUCUCGCUCAACUGCGAUGUGCAGCGCGUCAGCCGCUUCGACCGCAAGCACUACUUCUGGUGGGAUCAGCCGUCGGGGUACCAGAUCACGCAGUUUUACGAGCCGUUUGCGCGCAACGGGCACAUCCGGCUGCUGCCGCGCGACGGGAUUUCCCCACAGGAUGGAGAGGGCGUCACCGUAGGCAUCAAGCAAGUGCAGCUGGAGCAGGAUACGGCCAAGACCCUGGCGCAGACGGACGGCACGCAGUGGCUCGACUUCAACCGCGUGGGCGCGCCGCUCAUCGAGAUCAUCACCGAGCCGCACAUCCACCAUCCGCGCACGGCUGCCGUGCUGGUUCGCAAGAUUCAGCUGCUCCUCAGCACCGUCGACGCCUGCGUCUCGGGUAUGGAGACCGGCGGUCUCCGUGCAGAUAUCAACGUGUCGGUCCGUCGGACUGGCGAUAAAACCGCCCCGCUGGGAACCAGGACGGAGAUCAAGAACCUGAGUACCAUCAAGGCCGUGGAGGAUGCCAUCAUUGCCGAGAGGGAUCGCCAGAUCCGCGAGAUUGAAGCCGGCAACCAGAUCGCUAGCGAGACACGCGGUUGGAACGUUGACUCGACAGAGACGCGUCGGCUCCGUGGAAAGGAGGGCGAGGUCGACUACCGCUACAUGCCGGAUCCGGACAUUGCACCCCUCGUCAUUGGCGAUGACGUUGUGCACCAUCUGCGCCAGAGCCUCGCCAUCACCCCCGAUGCCGAGCUCGACCAUCUUGUCAUGCAUCUCGGCCUAACCCCCAAGGAUGCCAUGUCCCUCAUCAACCUCGAUGGAGGAGCGCGCGUAGAGUAUUUCUACCGUGUUCUCAAGACGGUUGAGUCCAUGAUUGCGGCAGAGAGUCAGGAUGGGGACAUGCCCGAUGUCAAGAGCUACGCCGGCCUCGUGGGCAACUGGACUAUUCACGAGCUCGGUCGCCUCACUACGUCGCGUGCCGGACCUCUCGGCCAGGUCGAUCUGACCUUCACUCCCGAAGGCGAGUGCCACCAGGUUCCCGACGUGGAACUUUCCCAGCUGCUCUUCCACCUGUACCACCGACGCAUCACGGGCAAGGUAGCGAAGGAGUUGCUCAUGGCGCUGUACCUGGGUGACCUGGAGAAUGGUAUUCGGCACGGCAUAGAGACGCACGACCUAUGGUUCAAGGAGCUGUCAGCCGAAGAGUACAACGAGCUUGUUGACGAGGUGAUGCAGGAUGAGACCGAUCUCGUACAGAGCCUUCUAUCUAGUGAGGACGACGUGCCGCAGGGCAAACUGAUGUUUCUGGUUGGCAAGCUGAUGCGCACGGGGCCGACGGAGAGGAUUGAUCCUUGCACGGCAGAAAAGACGAUUCGGUCGCGUAUUGAAGCGAUGCGAUUUGACUGA
Molecule: messenger RNA, 1860 nt
Organism: Geosmithia morbida
Lineage: Eukaryota; Fungi; Ascomycota; Sordariomycetes; Hypocreales; Bionectriaceae
Product: aspartyl-tRNA(Asn)/glutamyl-tRNA(Gln) amidotransferase subunit B
Exons: 1
Coding region: 1-1860 (619 amino acids)
Biological process (GO): glutaminyl-tRNAGln biosynthesis via transamidation; mitochondrial translation
Molecular function (GO): glutaminyl-tRNA synthase (glutamine-hydrolyzing) activity
Source: RefSeq, a predicted model, not a curated record